Molecule: messenger RNA, 1575 nt
Organism: Linderina pennispora
Lineage: Eukaryota; Fungi; Kickxellomycota; Kickxellomycetes; Kickxellales; Kickxellaceae
Product: putative cytochrome P450 monooxygenase
Exons: 1
Coding region: 1-1575 (524 amino acids)
Molecular function (GO): oxidoreductase activity, acting on paired donors, with incorporation or reduction of molecular oxygen; iron ion binding; monooxygenase activity
Source: RefSeq, a predicted model, not a curated record
AUGCUUUUGAAUCGUUUAUCCGGACAAGAAUCACUUGUCAACCUGGUCGAACCCCUUGCAGAGGCUGGCGUAGCUAAGGUUGCAGCAGCCCUGGUUUCCAGCAUAAUUUGCUAUCGAAUUGUAUAUGCGCUUUUCUUUUCACCCCUCCGCCAUGUUCCAGGUCCAUUUUUUGCACGCAUUACCAGCAUGCGCGCAAACAUCAUUAACCUUUGUGGAGGUAUGAAGCAUGCUGCACAUGCAGACGGUGAGGCGUAUGGCGACAUCUACGUGCUUGAGCCGAAUUCCAUCUCGAUUUCCCACCCGGACGACGUGCGCACAGUGCUGCGCUCGCAUACAUUUGUCAAAUCAAAAUUCUACCAGUCUCUCGAGACCGUCGGAACCCCGCACACCUUUAGCUCAAGCGACCCUGGGUUUGUCAGCAUGCGCCAACGGCAGAUGGGACCGUACUUUCAGCCAUCGUAUUUGAGCCUGAUGGAGCCUAAGAUUCUGCGCUACAGCUGCCUUGCGCUGAAAGAAAAGUGGGGGCGGCUGCUGGACAAGAGUGCGGAUGGCAGGAUUGAGAUAAACUACAGCCGUGACUUCUCACUAAUGGCAUUCGAUGUUAUUGGCGUGCUGGCGUUUGGGCAGGAAUUCAACAGCCUCAAGAACGGCGACGAAACCGCAGCUAAAUGGGUAGACAGCUCGACAAAGUAUCAUGCAAUGCUUGCAAUGUUCCCGGUAACAAAGUACUUUCCAUUCUCGCUUGCCAUUAGGCCUUGGGAGAGCCGGUACCGCGAACUGUCCGAGUUUGGCAAGCAGUCGGUUGCCAAGCGCAGGAAGCACCUGGAGAACGGCGGCGAAAAGCCACAUGACCUUCUGCAGGCGUACGUCGACGCCCUGGAUCCAGAGUCCAAGGUCCGUAUGAGCGACAAUGAAGUCCGGUCUGAGGUCAAUCUGACCUUGCUGGCAGGCGCCGACACUACAUCAACCACGCUGGCAUGGACCGUCUCCCUCCUGAUGCUAUACCCCAAGAUAUAUGCCCAGGCGGUUGACGAGGUUCGUAGCAAAUUCGACACCAACCACGUCAUCACGUUCUCGGAGGCGCAAAGGUCGCUGCCCUUUGUCGAGGCCUGUCUUUUCGAGUCGAUGCGGCUGUGUCCUGUAGUUGGGGGACAGGUGCCGCGAGUAAGUCCUCCCGAAGGCGCUACGCUGCGUGGCCAUUUUAUCCCUCCAGGCACUGAGAUUUACGUCAGCUUCGCCGGGGUUAGCGUAAGCAAGCAUAUCUGGACCGACCCGCUGAAAUAUGACCCGACGCGCUUCCUCAACUCCCCCGAGGCCCGCCGCAAUCUCUUUUCAUUCAGCUACGGCGUCCGCAUAUGUCCUGGCCGCCAUCUGGCUAAGCUGCAGAUGCUUGCUGUUCUGGCAAACAUGCUUAAGGACUAUGACUGGUCGCUGCCCGAUGACUACACCCACCUCGGCCCGCACGUCCUUAACGAGCAUGGCUAUCCUAAACUGAUGAAGUCGAUCCAUCUACUUACCAGUGCACCAGAGCAUCCAGACCGCGACUGCCGCCUCAUUCUUACGAGGCGUAGAUAA